Hyaloscypha bicolor E is the source of this 860-nucleotide messenger RNA. RefSeq lists its product as uncharacterized. The transcript has a single exon. Bases 187 to 609 code for a protein of 140 amino acids. Lineage: Eukaryota; Fungi; Ascomycota; Leotiomycetes; Helotiales; Hyaloscyphaceae. The record is from RefSeq and is a predicted model, not a curated record.
ACCGAACUAGGCUGGGUUAUAAGCUAGCUCUCGAACUCCGACAAGAGACAGUUCACGGGCGCCUUCUUAAAAUGCGUUCCAGAAAGCAUUAAAAUCAAUCUAGACGCCUCGCGACAUGUUCUGAAAGUCUUUUGACACAUUUCUAGCGUUGUUCUGGAAGGAUUCAUUCCGCUUCGUGCCAUUGCAAUGCCGAGUCUUCGUGUCAUUGAUUCAUCUACAGGACGUGCCGGAGACAGGAUAGCUAGCGCGUUGAUGCCGUCACCUUUCACGAUCACGGACUCUUAUUCGAAUUGGGGGUUCGGAGAAAGGAAAGGGAAACGUACGACUCUUCGCCCCGUCAUGUACCUGAGUAGGACGGUUGAGGGAGAUAGCUGGUCGUACUUCACCACGUCAUACUGGACAACGAACGUCAAAACUAUGUUCCUAUCUCCGGAGUUGUUGAUCCUUGUCAUUAUGAAUUUACUUGCCUUGAUCUGGGCAGCCUGUGCGGGAUACGAAAACGGGAUAGAAGAAGGCCUGCGCCAAGCAAAGGCCGCGUUUGAUCGCCAGCAAGACAUAUCCAAGGAGGCCGUGAAGAUCCGGAGAAAGAUUGAUUUGUUGCGACGAUAGUGUUAAAAGGGGCAGCCAAGAAAUUGGUGGAGGCAAACUCGGCGUUGAGUUUGAAGCAGAUAGGGGAGAGGAGACUGCUGGCGGACGUCAAUAGCCGUUUGAGGACAGGUUAAGGAAUCAUGGCUGAUGUGACAAGGAAGAAGCCACGUUUGAUUGCGAUCCGAUCUCAAAGCAUAACGAAACGUUCCACAUGUAAUUUUAAAUUUUAAAACGAUAUUCCAAACGGGGAUAAACACAUCAACUCUUCGCCA